Cheilinus undulatus (humphead wrasse) is the source of this 3685-nucleotide messenger RNA. RefSeq names its product tnf receptor-associated factor 4a (gene traf4a). The record is from RefSeq and is a predicted model, not a curated record. Gene Ontology annotation, molecular function: zinc ion binding; protein binding. Bases 381 to 1793 code for a protein of 470 amino acids. Lineage: Eukaryota; Metazoa; Chordata; Actinopteri; Labriformes; Labridae. The transcript has 7 exons. Gene Ontology annotation, biological process: positive regulation of JNK cascade; activation of NF-kappaB-inducing kinase activity; regulation of apoptotic process.
UCCACCGAGGAGGAGAGGGCCACACACGGCCUCCGUCACCUCUGCGCUGUAAACCUGCACAUACACAGAGACGGUGAGGAGGAAUCUGUGCGCAUUUCUGCAGCCUUUCCUGGACAGAGUCGCUCCUUUGUUGCCGUCAUUCUCCGGGCUACAGGAGGAGGAGGAGAAACUGGGGGAAAAGGAGGAGGAGGAGGACGCGUCUCCUUUAUUAAAUCCCGAUCUGUCGGCGGUGGCGGAAGGAAGGGACGUGAUAUGAACCCCUCAUCGGCUUAAAACGGCAGUGCAGCUAAUAAAUAGCCCCGUUUUCAGGGGGAGGGGGAGACAUCAGUGGACAUUUGUACCUUUAACCUGAUAAAGACUGACCGACGGAAGCUGCAGCGAUGCCCGGCUUUGAUUACAAGUUUCUGGAGAAGCCAAAGAGGCGCUUCCAGUGUCCGCUCUGCAGCAAGGCGAUGCGGGAGCCUGUCCAAGUCUCUACCUGUGGACAUCGCUUCUGUGACACCUGUCUGCAAGAAUUUCUAAGUGAGGGCGUCUUCAAGUGUCCAGAAGAUCAGCUGCCACUGGACUAUGCCAAGAUCUAUCCAGACCCAGAGCUGGAGCAGCAGAUCCUGGCACUGCCAAUCCGCUGCAUCCACAGUGAGGAAGGCUGCCGCUGGACUGGUCAGAUGAAGCAGCUGCAGGGUCACUUCUCCACCUGCGCCUUCAAUGUGAUACCCUGCCCCAACCGCUGCUCCGUCAAGCUGACGCGCCGCGACUUGCCUGACCACCUGCAGCAUGACUGCCCCAAGCGCAAGGUCAAGUGCGAGUUUUGUGGCAGCGAGUUCACCGGUGAAGCCUACGAGAACCACCAGGGCGUGUGCCCCCAGGAGAGCGUUUACUGUGAGAACAAGUGCGGGGCGAGGAUGAUGCGUCGUCUUCUGUCCCAGCACAGCAUGGCCGAGUGCCCCAAACGCACGCAGCCCUGCAAGUACUGCGGCAAGGAGUUUGUCUUUGACACAAUCCAGAAUCACCAGUACCACUGCCCACGUUUUCCUGUCCAGUGCCCAAACCAGUGCGGCACACCUAACAUUGCUCGAGAGGACCUGGCUAACCAUGUGAAGGACAACUGCGGCAGUGCGCUUGUUCUCUGCCCCUUCAAAGAAGCCGGCUGCAAACACAGGUGCCCCAAAUUGGCUAUCGGCCGUCACCUUGAAGACACCACAAAGUCCCACCUGACGAUGAUGUGCAACCUGGUAGGGCGUCAGCGGCAGGAGAUCCUGGAGCUGCGGAGAGAGAUGGAAGAGCUGUCGGUCAGUCACGACGGGAUCCUCAUCUGGAAGCUCAAUGACUACUCACGCAAACUGCAGGAGGCCAAACUCCGCAGCAACCAUGAGUUCUUCAGCCCGCCCUUCUACACCCACCGCUACGGUUACAAGCUACAGGUGUCGGCUUUCCUGAACGGGAACGGCAGCGGCGAGGGAUCCCACCUCUCUGUCUAUAUCCGUGUGCUGCCCGGCGAGUACGACAACCUUCUGGAGUGGCCCUUCUCCUACAAGGUCACCUUCUCCAUCCUGGAUCAGAGCGACCCAUCUCUUUCCAAACCACAGCACAUCACCGAGACCUUCAAUCCUGACCCGAACUGGAAGAACUUCCAGAAGCCUAGCAGCAGCCGUAACUCGCUGGACGAGAGCACCCUGGGCUUCGGCUACCCCAAGUUCAUCUCUCACGAGGAGAUCAAGAAGAGGAAUUACAUCCGAGACAACUGCAUCUUCAUCAAGGCAUCUAUAGAAAUCCCCCAGAAGAUCAUGUCUUAAGAUGCAAGCUUUUUUUUCCUUUUUGAGACUGGAAAUGACACCCAACCCUGAGAACUUCUACACACUUACCCUUUAGAUACUUUCUGCCCUUGCAGCCUCUCCACCACAGAGCUUGAGGCGAGUCUGUUUGGCUGUGUGAGCUGACUCGGAGGACCUUGAUAUAUCACAGAGGAGAAAGUGUUUGGUCUGCAGAGCCAUCACUCUCUAGUCUUUCUUUUUUAUGUUUUUUAUCUGUUUGCUGACCUUUUAUCACAGUCUGCAACUAAAAAGCCUUGGAAAUCAAACAGUGCCUAGAGAGUUUAUCCUAAGUUAUAUUUUUGUUGUUAUUUCCACAGUAUAGAUGCUGAAGAUUAUGGAGAAGAUAUAAAAAUAAGGGUGAAGGGCUUUGCUAAGCCUCUGCACUUAGAGAGUUAGAAGCUGGUUAGAGACGCCCCAUUUUGGGUGUUCGAAAGAAGAGGGAGCUCAGCAGACUCAAGCUCAAGCCCAACUGCCUUUUGUUUACAUGCUCAUACUGAAAACACCCGCUGAUCCCUCUGCAAACACAGAGCCCUCGGUGAGAGACUACUUGUGAUGUUUGUCUACACACAAACACCGAUCAAUUUUUUUGAGCAAGAAACUUGCAGCUUCAAUCAAUUUUGUGUUUCGUGAAGGAGUAGUUCUGACAUUUUGGAUGAGGAGAUCAAUACCACUCUCAUGUGUGUCUGAUGGUUGUGAGGCUUAAACUAGCUUAUUGUUCGCACUUCCGCUAAAAAACUUUUUAAGCUCACUUAUAAAACCACUUAGUACAAAAACUGAAGCGAAAAACAGCAGUUUUUUGUUUCUCUCUGUCUUGGCAGCUACUACCACUAAAAGGCCCCCUAUAGAUGAGCAAAUUUAAAUUUCAAUCAAUCCAUUUUAACCUCCAAAUGAGACACAUUUAAGAUUGACUAGUGAGCCAUACGGGUGCCAUCUGUUAGAAGCAUUAGCUCUAAUUCACUCUCUGCAUACAUAUUAUCAAUUUAUUGCAAAAUGGAAAAAAAUAUGCUCCCUUGGUUAGUCAAGCAGCACACUUUGGUUUUUAGAGGGCGCAUGGCUAGAAUCCUUCAUAUGGAUCAAUACUCUAGGACAAUAUGUGUUGAAUACAAUAACAUUGGUUCAAAAGUAAUUAAUCCAUAGUAGCAUGACUUUGAGGGUACAGUAAGCUUUAUGCUAUAAAGGAGGAGGCUGGGGUGGAAGAAGUUAACUCUGCCAGCAGCACCAGUGUGGCGCGUCAACACUGAUGCAAGCAAAUAUUAGUGAGAAGUACAUCUUAUUCAAAUACACCGCUGUGGUGAGACAAAGAGCUGUGAUUGGCUGUGGAAUCUGGGAGUUGAUAAUUGGGAUUAGCUGGCUAUUAGCUGUUCAUGACAGGACGUAUGUCUUCCAUGUCCUGCACAAACCAACGCUAAGUUUCAUAAACAUGGGAUAAGACUGAGUGACACCAGCCAUUUGAUUACUGAUUAUUUGAAGCCAGUCUGUGGUCAUGGCCAUUUUUAAAGACACAUCCUACACAAACUUUAAUGAAGCCUGGAAACAGACAAGGGGUGAAGCAGCAAUGCCUCCUGAUAAACUGCCACAUCACGCUGGCUUGUAAACGUAUCUGCCAUGCACCUAAUUAUGCAUAGCUUGUAAAACCAAAAAAGACAGGUUUUUAAAAACUUCACCCCUUGAACAAUAUAUGCCCAUGAAAACAUGAAGUAUUCCCACCAAAAUCAUUAUUUAACCAGGCAGUAAAAUCAUUUGUUUCUACUGAAAUCAGCUUUUUAAAAUGGGUUGUGUGCAGAAGUGUCAAGUAACUAAGUACAAAUACUUUGUUACCUUACUGAAGUAGAAAUUUUGGGCAUCUAUACUUGCUGGAGUAAUUAUUUUUCAGC